AUGCAGCCGGUGUCCCCUGAGGAGAAGCCCAACCCGCCGCAGAAGGCGAACGUCUGCUCGCGGCUGUUCUCCUGGUACGGGGAUCAGGAAGUUUUGAGAGCCAAGACACACAAAUGGGAGCCUUCUUUAAUGAAAGCAAUCGUAAAGUGUUACUGGAAAUCCUGUCUAGUUUUGGGAAUAUUUACGUUUCUUGAGGAAGGCACCAAAGUAGUUCAACCCAUCUUUUACGGGAAAAUGGUUAGUUAUGUUGAAAACUGUGAUCCUGCCAAUUCUGCUGCUUUGCACGAAGCCUACGGCUACGAGGCAGGGCUGAGUGCCUGCGUGCUUGUGUGGGCUGUUCUGUACCACCUUUACUUCUGCCACAUUCAGCGUAACGAUGUUCCUGCACUAUCUGUGGGUGGGGCCACUGCAGGCUGUCGCAGUGACUGCCCUGCUCUGGAUGGAAAUAAUAAUGUCAUGUCUUGCCGGGAUGACAGUUCUCAUUCUUCUUCUGCUUUUGCAAAGCUGCUUCGGGAUGUUAUUUUCAUCACUCCGAAUUUUUUAUUACUUGAUGAAAUACCAGAGGUCAACACUCAGCUGCCGUCAGAUGGUGAAGUGAUGGUGGACAUGCAAGAUUUCACUGCUUUUUGGGAUGAGGAAUCAGAAACCCCAACCCUACAAGGCCUUUCCUUUACUGUCAGACCCGGUGAACGGUUAGCUGUGGUCGGACCUGUGGGAGCAGGAAAGUCCUCACUGUUAAGCGCUCUGCUGGGGGAGCUGCCCCCAAGCCAGGGGAAGGUCAGCAUGCUCGGGAGGAUCGCAUAUGUUUCUCAGCUGCCCUGGGUGUUUCCAGGAACUGUGAAGAGUAACAUUUUAUUUGGGAAGAAAUAUGAAGAAGAACGAUAUGAAGAAGUAAUAAAGGCUUGUGCUUUGAAAGAGGUGAGUAAUGACUCUUGA
Molecule: messenger RNA, 936 nt
Organism: Rangifer tarandus platyrhynchus (Svalbard reindeer)
Lineage: Eukaryota; Metazoa; Chordata; Mammalia; Artiodactyla; Cervidae
Source: the annotation of a GenBank genome assembly